AUGAUGAGUUCGGCACCGGAACAGGGGUUCCACUGUAUUGGAUGGCGGACUGUCAUAAAAUUUACCAUCCAUCCAUCCGAAGUGAAUGUUGAAUUUCUGCCACUCGACUGUUACGGUUGUCUAGCAGACUUUCAUAUGACUGCGCGGUCGUUGAUGUCAGCUCAGUUGGCUGACUAUGAGUCUUUCGGCCUUCAGUGCUAUAACAACAAUCUACUUCAUAUAAUUCGCCUCUCUGAAACCGAGCACGAACGAGGUUUAUCGGCCGUACGUCAGCUGAAUGAGAUCGUCGGAGUGUCAAUUUUGCGUCAUUUUUUGCCGAAAUUGAUGAACACCGUGACAGCAGCCGUCAAGAGGACAGCGGAUCCCUUCAUGAAGAUUGCCUCGAAUACACACACCAAACCGCGCUCCGCAGCAAUGACCAGGUCGAACUACGCCGCUGAUCGGGUCCCGCCGUUGCGCCCUCCUGCCGCAAAUACCACUUCCCCGCCCCCCACAUACGCAGGAAUGAAUUCACCACCAGUCAACCUCCAAUGUCGGACGGUUUCUCGCCCGACUGGUCUCCGGCAGGUUCUCAGUCCAGUUCCGGGUCUUCCUCCAAAAAUGCCAAUUUUUGGUGCCUCGCCGCCGCGUGCAAGAAAGUCCUUUGUUGCGCAUCCAGCCGAUGUUGACACCCAACAGUUGGUUAGUGAACGAACAGUGGAUCCAUUCGCCCUUGAUGGUCAUGACGCCCUUCAGUCCGCUGAUGUCAGCCUCAAGACAAGGGACGGUUCAGAUAGCGCGGCUACGUCCAUUGUCGCUGCACUGAAUUUGCCCCAACUUUCCGAGAACCACUUAUCGGGCUCCAAACGUAGUAUGCCUUCCACAGUUGCCGACGACGGUGAAAAAUCCCCUCUAAAGGGACAGAAGAAACGUUUUGUUCUCCGACAAAGUACUAUCGAGCGGUUUGCCCGAUGCGGAAUUGAUUUUGAUUCACUGGCGCCCCAUUGA
Molecule: messenger RNA, 987 nt
Organism: Dibothriocephalus latus
Lineage: Eukaryota; Metazoa; Platyhelminthes; Cestoda; Diphyllobothriidea; Diphyllobothriidae
Source: the annotation of a GenBank genome assembly